AUGUGGUGCCGUCAGACCUACUAUCUCAAACAAUACAAUCCACGCGAGCGACGACCAAGCAUAACAGUAGCUGAAUUGCGAAACGGUUUCGCGGGCGAUGAGGUUGACGAGGAUAUACCUAAGCUAGUACAGUACCCAGAUAAUCUCUGUUAUAAAGAUUUAUUCUACUUUCUGCUUGCACCCACGCUCUGCUAUGAGCUAAACUUCCCUAGAACUACGCGUGUACGCAAGCGUUUCUUGCUCAAACGCUUACUUGAGGUACUCUUCGGCUUCAAUGUUAUUAUGGCGCUAUUUCAACAAUGGAUAAUACCAUCUGUACGUAAUUCGCUUAUACCCUUCUCAAAUAUGGAAAUCGGUUUGGCCACUGAAAGGCUACUCAAAUUGGCGUUACCAAAUCAUCUAGUUUGGCUGUGCUUCUUUUACCUGCUGUUUCACUCAUUUCUAAAUGCUGUAGGCGAAUUAUUACAUUUCGCGGAUCGUAAUUUCUAUUGCGAUUGGUGGAAUGCUAAUAAUAUUGAUACUUUCUGGCGUACAUGGAAUAUGCCAGUGCAUAGGUGGUGCGUGCGACAUCUGUAUGUGCCAGUGGUGAAAAUGGGCUACUCACCCGCGCAAGCGUCUACUAUUGUUUUCCUAAUAAGUGCUUUUUUUCAUGAAUAUUUGGUGUCCAUUCCUCUACAAACCCACAAAAUAUGGGCUUUUCUUGGCAUGAUGGGUCAAAUACCCCUCUCUGCUGUAUCUAAGUCGAUUGAACGUAAAAUGGGUCCACGCAUGGGUAAUAUUAUUGUGUGGGCAUCGAUAAUAUUGGGCCAACCGCUCUGUAUAAUGAUGUACUACCACGAUUAUGUGGUGACGCACUACCAUGAUGCGUUAAAUAGCACCGUUUAUAAUGAGGUCUAA
Rhagoletis pomonella (apple maggot) is the source of this 897-nucleotide messenger RNA. RefSeq names its product diacylglycerol O-acyltransferase 1-like. Gene Ontology annotation, molecular function: diacylglycerol O-acyltransferase activity. Gene Ontology annotation, cellular component: endoplasmic reticulum membrane. The coding region runs from base 1 to 897 and encodes 298 amino acids. The transcript is spliced from 5 exons. Gene Ontology annotation, biological process: triglyceride biosynthetic process. The record is from RefSeq and is a predicted model, not a curated record. Lineage: Eukaryota; Metazoa; Arthropoda; Insecta; Diptera; Tephritidae.